UCAGGGGCUGGUUGUGUCCAGUGCUGUUCUGCGUGCUGUAAACACAUGGUGGUGAGCUGCAGUGUGUUUACAGGGUGAGAGAAGAGCGGGAUUAUCUGUAUAUAUUAAACCCGGCUGUGUGAUAAAACCCCGGGGAAUAAUCCGGUAUGAAGGUGAAGGUGCUGUGCCGGAAUCCGGACGACUAUGUUCGGGAAACAACGCGAGAUAUCCAGCGGGUUCCCAGGAAUUAUGAUCCUACACUCCACCCAUUUGAAGUGCCGAGAGAAUACACCAGAGCCCUGAAUGCCACCAAGCUGGAACGCGUCUUCGCCAAGCCCUUUGUGGCCUCCUUGGAUGGUCACAGGGACGGCAUUAACUGCAUAGCUAAGCACUCUAAGAGUCUGUCCACAGUGUUGUCUGGUGCUUGUGAUGGAGAGGUGAAACUUUGGAACCUGAGUAAACGGGAAUGUCUGCGCUCAGUCCAAGCUCAUGAAGGCUUUGUGAGGGGAAUAUGCUCUCGCUUUUGUGGAAGCUCAUUUUUCACGGUUGGAGAUGAUAAAACGAUCAAACAGUGGAACAUGGGGCCUCCUGGUUAUGGGCUGAAGGAAGAGCCUCUGAACACUAUUCUUGGAAAGGCUGUGUUCACAGGCAUUGACCACCACCAGUCAGAAGGCACAUUCGCCACCUGUGGUCAGACCGUGGACAUCUGGGACGAGCUGAGGAGUAGUCCCAUCCGGUCCUUCAGCUGGGGGGUGGACAGCUUCAGCUGUGUCCGCUAUAACCCUGUAGAGACUGAACUUCUUGCCAGCUGUGCCUCAGACAGAAGCAUCAUUCUGUAUGAUAUGAGGGAAUCUACUCCUCUUAAAAAGGUUAUAAUGAAAUUGAAAAGUAACACACUUUGCUGGAACCCAAUGGAGGCUUACUACUUCACAUGCUCCAGCGAGGACUACAAUCUGUACACAUAUGACAUGAGGUGUCUGGACUCUCCAGUGAGGGUACACAUGGACCACGUCUCUGCAGUGCUGGAUGUAGACUAUUCUCCCACAGGGAAAGAGUUUGUGUCGGCCAGUUUUGACAAGACCGUCCGAAUCUUCCCCAAAGACGGCGGCCAUAGCAGGGAGGUGUACCACACCAAGCGCAUGCAGCACGUCAUCUGUGUGAAGUGGUCUGCAGACAACAAGUACAUCCUGAGCGGCUCUGACGAGAUGAACAUACGCCUCUGGAAGGCCAAUGCCUCUGAAAAGCUAGGAGUGCUCACCGCCAGAGAGAAGGCAGCCUUACACUACAACCAGAAGCUGAGAGAUAAGUUCCAGCACCACCCGCAGGUGAGGCGCAUCGCCCGCCACCGUCACCUGCCCAGAGGCAUCUUCAGACAGAAGCGAGAGCUGAAGGAGAUAAAGGAAGCUCAAACCAGGAAGGAACAAAACGUUCGCAAACACAGCAAGCCGGGCUCCGUUCCCCUGGUGACCGAGAGGGAGAAGCAUGUGGUGACUGUGGUGGAGUAGAGCGUCACUGGAAGAACUUCCAGUCGUCCCAAAAUACCACUGAUGCACAUCAUUCAGACGGCUUUUGGACCUUUUUGGACCUUUUUGGACCUUUUUGACCUGAGGACCUUUCCAGGCUCUCAACAUUUUAGUUUGUUUUUGCUUUAAAGGAACUUUCUAAAGAUCUUCCGUGAACAUCAGAGUGGAACAUCCUCGUCUGACUCUCCUUUUUUAUGUUUUCUUUUGUUCCUUGAUUGAUUUGCAGUAAAAGACCUGAUGAGACUUUAGGCGGCCACACAAUGUGCUCAAUGCCCCACGAUGUAGCCCCUUAAAAAUGUAAACCGUGCGUCAGCACUCAAGAACUCUGAGCAUUGUUUAAUUCCUUGCUGUAUUUCUUUAUUAAGACAUUAAAAUAAAACCAAAAUUUAACCUCUA
Astyanax mexicanus (Mexican tetra) is the source of this 1898-nucleotide messenger RNA. RefSeq names its product ddb1 and cul4 associated factor 13 (gene dcaf13). Gene Ontology annotation, molecular function: protein binding. NCBI's taxonomy places the organism in Eukaryota, Metazoa, Chordata, Actinopteri, Characiformes, Acestrorhamphidae. Gene Ontology annotation, cellular component: nucleolus; small-subunit processome. Gene Ontology annotation, biological process: maturation of SSU-rRNA from tricistronic rRNA transcript (SSU-rRNA, 5.8S rRNA, LSU-rRNA). The record is from RefSeq and is a predicted model, not a curated record. The transcript is spliced from 11 exons. Bases 147 to 1484 code for a protein of 445 amino acids.